AUGCACACACGUUCCUCGGGCCCACCUGAUACUUCACCAUUCUUUGAGCCCGAAUCCGAAUUCCACCGUCGCCUACGUCAGCUUAAGUUUAAGGUUCCAAAAGUAGAAUUCAAUUUAGAACCCGAAGUAGUUAUGGGUGAUCGUAGGACUGUUGCUGAUCACAUUAGUGUUGCUCCCACCACCGUUCGCUCGAGCAUCACACUUCCUGCUGUAGAGGCGAACAACUGGACCAUCCCACCCACCUUGAUCAACACCAUUACCCAUUCAGUCCAGUUCCAUGGUUUACGAGACGAGGACCCACAUGCUCGUCUGACUAGAUUCGGUAGGGUCUGUAGUACUUUCCGCCUUACGGGCGUCACUGAGGAGGCCAUUCAUCUUCGUUUGUUUCCAUUCUCACUCACUGAUCAGGCUGCUAUCUGGUUGGACUCCCUCCCACAGGGGGCCAUCACCACUUGGAAUGAUCUUCAGUCCAAAUUCCUUCAGAAAUAUUUCCCACCUGCUAAGACAGCUCGUCUUAGAAAUCUUAUCUACGCAUUCACCGAGCAGCCGGGGGAGUCUUUCCACGAGACUUGGGAUAGGUUUAAGGCGCUGUUGAACAAGUGCCCACAUCAUGGGCUUGAGAAGUGGAGAGUUGUGGAGAAAUUCUAUAAUGGAGUUUCUGAAGCGACUAAGAGACUUCUUGACUCCACAGCAGGAGGCAACAUGAUGAAGACCAAGACAGCUGCUGAGUGUCUUGAGAUGAUAGAGGAUCUAGCCACCAGUACUUACACCGAGCCAGGCUUUGGGGGCGUUACUGCUGCCCCUAAAGGUAUUCAUACGGUAGAUUCUAGUGUAGCUUUAGCCGCCCAGGUCGAAUCCUUGACAAAGAUGGUCAAGGACAUUCAAGUUAAGAUUAGCUCUAAAUGUGAGGUGUGUAGAGGUGGGCAUGAGACGGUAGAUUGCCCGGUAGGAUCUGAGGAGGAGUUGAGUUUUGUUCAGAACCAGGGACGAGGCCAGGGUUACAAUUCUGGAUGGCAGCCACGCCAAACCUCGAAUUGGCGAAGCGGGAAUUCCCCUGGAUUCCAACCACGCCAGAGUCUGUUUCAGACCUCUGCUGAUGGACAGAACAGUGGAGAGUCUAAAUCUGAGUUGAGCGAGUUUUUGAAAAGGAGUGAGGAGAGUCAGAGUAGGACUAACAAACUCCUAGAGUCGAUAGUGAUGCAGGGUGAGGCUAGACAUCAGGAGCAGCUGAAGAAAAACCAGGAGUUUGAGUUGAUGUUUAGGAAUCAGGGGUCCACCAUACAGAGUCUAGAGAGGACCAUAGGAGAAAUGGCGAGUAGGAUGACUGAGAGGCCCGCAGGUACAUUCCCUAGCACCACCCAGCUUAACCCUAAUGCCCAGUUACAUGCCGUGUUCACAUGUAGUCGUAGGAGCACAGGAGUUAUUGAUGAGGGGUUUGAGAUAGAGAAGGUGAUAGAACCUGAAAGGGUUGUUGAGAAAGAGGUAGACCAAGAAAAGGUAGUUGAGAAGGUGGUUGAACCAGAGGAGAAGAAAGUAGAAGAACCGGUUGAAGUGUAUGAGCCCAUUCCUCCAUACCCUAUGAGACUUUUGAACAAGAAGCAAAUUGCUCAGUAUAAUGGGUUUUUGGAGAUGAUCAAAAAGCUUCACGUAGACAUUCCCUUCCUUGAGGCUUUGGCUAAAAUGCCUAAAUUUGCCAAGUUUCUCAAGGGACUCUUGCUCAAUAAGAAGAAAAUUGAGGAUCUUUCGAUUAUUACAUUGAGUGAGGAAUGUCCUGCAGUGAUGUCAAACAAACUUCCCACAAAGUUGCCAGAUCCGGGAAGUUUCACCAUUCCUUGUGAGAUAGAGGGUUAUGAGUUUAGGACUGCUUUGGCCGACCUAGGAGCUAGUAUAAAUGUGAUGUCGUAUUCUGUGUUUAAGAAGCUUCAGCUAGGAGAACCUACCCCGACCUACAUGAAUGUUCAACUCGCCGAUCGUUCAGUGAAAUUUCCUAGAGGGAUAGUGGAAAACGUGCUAGUGAAAGUAGGCAAGUUUGUGUUUCCUACUGAUUUUGUUGUUCUAGACAUGGGCGAGGAUCCUAGUGGACACUCUUGUGUUUCACUCAUCUUAGGUCGUCCAUUCCUUUCUACCGCGAAAGCCAAAAUAGAUGUUCAUGGCGGUAAGAUAACUCUUGGUGUCACUGAUGACACGGUUACAUUCCAUGUUAAUGGAAAGAAUGCCGAGAAGGUAGGGACGCCCUCGGUAAUUAGGAAAGAGUUAAAGGGAAUUGGAGAUGUUAGAAUGGAGAGUGAUAGGAAGAAAGAGAAGCAUGUUAGGUUUAAGGAAAAGGUGGAAGUAGUAGAAGGUGUGGUUGAGUUUAAGGAUAACUCUUGGAGUUCGGUAGAGGAAGAUGAACGGGGAGAGUUUAGUUCGGGAGGUGUAAAGGAAACUAACCGUGGGGAUGGUAUUUUAGUGUGUAACUCGAGGUAUAAAUUCCCCACGAGCGAGCAUAAAUCGAGUUGGUUUGAUGGCGACUUUUGGAGAAAGAAGGGUUUCGGUUUGAGUGAUUGUUUUAGAGGCCCUGGUGAGAGGUUCAGGGGUGAGUUUGAUCUUUAUGAUCCCCCGUGA
Molecule: messenger RNA, 2604 nt
Organism: Helianthus annuus (common sunflower)
Lineage: Eukaryota; Viridiplantae; Streptophyta; Magnoliopsida; Asterales; Asteraceae
Exons: 1
Coding region: 1-2604 (867 amino acids)
Source: RefSeq, a predicted model, not a curated record